UUGCAUACCUAUAUAUUUCACAAGUGAAGUGCCCUUUUUGGACGACAUGAUACAGAUCGUCAUCGUCUCAGAUGGUGGCACUCAACUCUAAACAGUUGGACAAAAAUGGCCAUGAGAUUGCACAGUACUUUGGUUAUUAUAAUUCUUGUUUGUCACGCAAUUCCAUCAGUGCUGGCUUCUUGGGGGAAUGUUUUAUAUGAGUACUUAAGAUGUUUUCAUGACUGUAGAAGAAAAUGUGAUGAUGUUAUAUACCCUGGCAAGCUUCCUUUAUCUUUGAGGAUAUUUGGUUGGACUUGUUUAGAUGAGUGCAAGUAUACUUGCAUGCAUGAGAUUACAGCUAAUGAUGUCGCAAAUGAUAGGCCAAUAAAGCAGUUUUAUGGAAAGUGGCCAUUUGUUAGAUUCUUGGGUGUUCAAGAACCUGCUUCCACAUUGUUCUCCAUUCUCAAUGGCUUGGGACACAUUCUUGGUUGGCGGGCAUAUAGAUCAGUUAUACCUCAGAAUUACAAGAUGUACAAUGUUUGGAAAUGCUACAUGUUGGUCAAUGUGAAUGCCUGGAUUUGGUCAACAAUUUUUCAUACAAGAGAUUUGAAUUUCACAGAAAAAAUGGACUAUUUUUGUGCCACGUCUUUAGUACUGUCAUCAAUAUUUUGUUUCUUUGUAAGGGCUGUUGGUCCUGAAAGCCGAUGGAAGUGUAGUGUAUUUGGAGUCAUUGUGCUGAUAAUGUUUUGCUGUCAUGUUGGUUAUCUUGGUUUUAUCAAGUUUGAUUAUGGUUACAACAUAAAAGCCAAUGUUACUAUAGGAAUAAUUAACAUGGUAGGAUGGUUAUCUUGGUGUUUGAAGAAUUAUAACAAGCAGAAAUAUGUCUGGAAAUGCAUUUUUAUUACCAUCACUGUCUUCCUACUGCUUGGUCUUGAGGUAUUUGAUUUCCCACCGAUUUGGUGGACAUUUGAUGCUCAUUCACUGUGGCAUCUAGGCACUGUGCCUUUGGGGUAUUUUUGGUACAGAUUUCUGAUAGAUGAUUCCAAGUACCAUAUACAGCAAGAUGUAAACAAAAGGCAAUAACAAUAGGAAUAUUCUAAUAAUAUUUAAUAUUAUUAAUAAUUGAAUGUAUAUUUUCACUAAACUAGGCUUAUAUAUGUAGUUAGUUUUUCAUGUCAGAUAGAAUAUUGUACAUUGUUAGAGUUAAGUUAGCUUACUUCAUUUUGUGCUUUUUGGUCGACAGGGGCCAUUUCUAGGUCAAAGUCAUUGUUAUAUUGAGGAAGACAGGAGGCCAGUAGUAGACAGAGAGGAAUUAGGAAGAGCUUGAGAAAGAGGCCAUGCAAAAUGCAUCUGAAAUUUGUAUUUUUAAUUUUUUUUAAUUGUUACGAAAUAGGACUAUUUAAUAUCAAAGCAAUAAAUUGCUGGGCACAGUAUAUUCCAAAUAUUUAUAAAGGCAUGUUUCUAGUUAUUUGUUGUGAUAGUCCCAUCACGAAAAAAUAUGGGCCUUUUUGUGUGUACCAGAAUAUUGUGUAUUCUGGUUAACUUUUCUUUGUUCUUUCGUAUUAGCAUUGCAUUGUAUAUUGUUCACUGUUGGUUGCACAUUAAAAAAACAUUGUUGUAGUA
Molecule: messenger RNA, 1602 nt
Organism: Exaiptasia diaphana
Lineage: Eukaryota; Metazoa; Cnidaria; Anthozoa; Actiniaria; Aiptasiidae
Product: post-GPI attachment to proteins factor 3
Exons: 10
Coding region: 106-1062 (318 amino acids)
Biological process (GO): GPI anchor biosynthetic process
Cellular component (GO): endoplasmic reticulum membrane
Molecular function (GO): hydrolase activity, acting on ester bonds
Source: RefSeq, a predicted model, not a curated record